CUUUAGAAAGAGAAGUGUAGAGAGUGAGAGAUGGAUAAGUGAGAUAUAUAAGCGGACGAACAUUGUAAUUAAAGACCGAGGGAGUGAGAGAGAGACAGCUGUUCUUUGCUCUCUUCUCAUGCUCAAGUCAAAUUGAUUCAAUUCGUCUCCAACACUGCAACAUCUGGUGGAAUUACUUCGUAUUUCUCUCCUCUUGUGGUUUUUUUUUCGAGAUCUGUGUGAGAUUUUGAUCGUUUGGGCUUCAAUUCAUUUAUAAUUGCGGAGACAAUAGAUUGUUUGGGGACGGAAAUUGCGAGAAAGAUCAGAUCUUGAGGUUUCACUCGCAGAUCUGGACUGUAAUCUGAGCAAAUUUUACUGAAAGAGUUCUUUGAAGUGGUGGACUAUAGAAAGCUCUUUCUAUUGCUUUUCUUGCGUCUGGAGGGGUGUGAAGCUUUAGGCAUGUUCAUUAUCUAUAUGUCUCGCUGAGAUUGAAGCCUAAUUGCAAUCCGCUGUUCACAUCUAAGCAAAGAGAAGCUGACGAUGGAAUCAGAAGGAGAAACUGGGGGGAAGUCCUUAAAGAGCCCAGGUGGUCAGGUCUGCCAGAUCUGUGGUGAUAAUGUUGGUAAAACUGUGGGUGGGGAACCUUUCAUUGCUUGCGAUGUCUGUGCAUUUCCUGUUUGCAGGCCUUGCUAUGAGUAUGAGCGGAAGGAUGGGAAUCAGUCUUGCCCUCAAUGCAAAACCAAAUACAAGAGGCAUAAAGGAAGUCCUCCUAUUCAUGGUGAUGGAGAGGAUGGUGAUGCUGAUGACAUUGGCAGUGGAUUUCCAUACUCUUCUGAAAACCAAAAUGAGAAGCAGAAGGUUGCAGAGCGCAUGUUAAGCUGGCAUAUGACAUAUGGACGAGGGGAGGACAUCGGGGCUCCAAACUAUGAUAAAGAGGUUUCCCACAACCACAUCCCUUUGCUCACCAGUGGACGUGAGGUUUCUGGAGAGUUUUCUGCAGCAUCACCUGAAAGGCUUUCUAUGGCAUCUCCUGGACCUGGUGGUGGAGGGAAGCGCGUGCAUCCGCUUCCUUAUGGAGCGGAUGUGAAUCAAUCACCUAAUAUUAGGGUUGUCGAUCCAGCGAGGGAGUUUGGUUCCUCUGGAUUAGGCAAUGUAGCCUGGAAAGAGAGAGUUGAUGGCUGGAAGAUGAAGCAAGAUAAGUAUGUUGUUCCAAUGACCACAAGCCAUGCUGCUUCUGAAGGCAGGGGUGGUGGAGAUAUUGAUGCCAGUACAGAUGUGUUGGUGGACGACUCUUUACUGAAUGAUGAAGCGAGGCAGCCUCUUUCAAGGAAGGUUUCUAUUCCAUCAUCUAGGAUAAACCCUUACAGGAUGGUUAUAGUCCUGCGGCUCAUUAUUCUCUGUAUUUUCUUGCACUACCGGAUAACAAACCCUGUAACCAAUGCUUACCCUUUAUGGUUGCUAUCUGUGAUAUGUGAGAUCUGGUUUGCAAUAUCUUGGAUAUUGGAUCAAUUCCCUAAAUGGCUUCCAGUAAACCGUGAAACAUAUCUGGACAGGCUUUCACUUAGAUAUGACCGAGAAGGAGAGCCAUCACAAUUAGCAGCUGUUGACAUUUUCGUCAGUACUGUUGAUCCUUUGAAGGAGCCCCCUCUUGUUACAGCCAAUACUGUCUUGUCCAUUCUUGCAGUUGACUACCCAGUUGACAAGGUCUCAUGUUACGUCUCUGAUGAUGGAUCUGCUAUGUUGACGUUUGAAGCUCUAUCUGAAACAUCAGAAUUUGCAAGGAAAUGGGUUCCUUUCUGCAAGAAGUAUAGCAUUGAGCCACGGGCUCCAGAAUGGUACUUUGCUCAGAAGAUUGACUACUUAAAAGAUAAAGUUCAACCAUCAUUUGUAAAAGAUCGUAGAGCUAUGAAGAGAGAAUAUGAAGAAUUUAAAGUUCGCAUUAAUGGACUUGUCGCAAAGGCCCAGAAAGUUCCUGAGGAAGGAUGGGUCAUGCAAGAUGGUACACCAUGGCCUGGAAACAACACAAGGGAUCAUCCAGGAAUGAUCCAGGUUUUCUUAGGCCAAAGUGGUGGGCUUGACAGUGAGGGUAAUGAGCUGCCACGGUUGGUCUAUGUAUCUCGUGAGAAGCGUCCAGGCUUCCAACACCACAAGAAAGCUGGUGCUAUGAAUGCACUUGUUCGAGUAUCUGCAGUCCUUACUAAUGGACCCUUUUUAUUAAAUCUUGAUUGUGAUCACUACAUAAACAACAGCAAGGCAUUGAGAGAAGCUAUGUGUUUUAUGAUGGAUCCAAACCUUGGAAAAUAUGUCUGUUAUGUUCAGUUUCCACAGAGAUUUGAUGGUAUUGAUAGGAAUGAUCGAUAUGCCAACCGUAACACAGUCUUCUUUGAUAUAAACUUGAGAGGUCUGGAUGGCAUUCAGGGUCCUGUUUAUGUGGGAACUGGAUGUGUCUUCAAUAGAACAGCUUUAUAUGGUUAUGAGCCUCCUCUCAAACCUAAGCACAAAAAACCAGGACUGCUGUCAUCCUGCUGUGGUGGAUCACGGAAGAGAAGUUCUAAAUCAAGUAAGAAGGGCUCUGACAAAAAGAAAUCUAGCAAGAAUGUAGACCCCACUGUGCCCAUUUUUAAUCUAGAGGAUAUAGAGGAGGGGGUUGAAGGUGCUGGGUUUGAUGACGAGAAGACACUGCUCAUGUCACAAAUGAGCCUUGAGAAAAGAUUUGGUCAGUCUGCUGUUUUUGUUGCAUCCACACUGAUGGAGAAUGGUGGUGUUCCUCAGUCUGCAACUCCAGAGACUCUUCUUAAAGAGGCUAUACAUGUUAUCAGUUGUGGGUAUGAGGAUAAAUCGGAAUGGGGAAGUGAGAUCGGAUGGAUCUAUGGUUCUGUUACAGAAGAUAUUCUUACAGGAUUCAAGAUGCAUGCUCGUGGUUGGCGAUCAAUUUACUGCAUGCCCCAGCGCCCAGCCUUUAAAGGGUCCGCUCCUAUUAAUCUUUCAGAUCGUUUAAACCAAGUGCUCCGAUGGGCUUUGGGGUCUGUGGAAAUUCUUCUCAGUCGGCACUGCCCCAUAUGGUAUGGCUAUGGUGGAAGGCUAAAAUGGCUCGAGAGAUUUGCAUAUAUAAACACAACUAUUUACCCAGUCACUGCAAUUCCUCUUCUUCUGUAUUGUACUUUGCCAGCUGUCUGUUUACUCACUGGAAAGUUCAUUAUUCCACAGAUUAGUAACUUCGCAAGUAUCUGGUUCAUAUCCCUCUUUCUUUCCAUCUUUGCCACUGGUAUAUUGGAGAUGAGGUGGAGUGGUGUUGGAAUAGAUGAAUGGUGGAGGAAUGAACAGUUUUGGGUUAUUGGUGGUGUUUCAGCCCAUCUAUUUGCUGUUUUCCAAGGUCUGCUGAAAGUGCUUGCUGGCAUUGACACCAAUUUCACUGUCACCUCCAAGGCAUCAGAUGAAGACGGGGAUUUUGCUGAACUCUACCUGUUUAAAUGGACAACUCUUCUGAUCCCACCCACAACUCUCCUCAUUGUAAACUUGGUAGGUGUUGUUGCAGGCAUUUCCUAUGCCAUCAAUAGCGGUUACCAGUCAUGGGGUCCGCUCUUUGGCAAGCUAUUCUUUGCCUUUUGGGUGAUUGUUCAUCUCUAUCCCUUCCUCAAGGGGCUGAUGGGGCGCCAGAAUAGGACACCCACCAUUGUUGUUGUCUGGUCCAUUCUCCUUGCUUCCAUUUUCUCUUUGUUAUGGGUACGGGUUGAUCCAUUUACCACCAGAGUAACUGGCCCAGAUGUUGAGCAGUGUGGUAUUAACUGUUAAGGCAGAAGAGAGCUGAGAAUCUGCAAACUCAAUCCAAGUAUUCUCCUGACCGAACAAAGCUUGCUAGGUUGGAGUCGUGGAAUUCUGUCAUGUUUGUGCUAUACUCAUCCGACUGUGAACUUGUUUUGUAUGUGAAGUUAAUUAUUUUGUGGAGCAGAUAGGAAUUAAAAUUCAUUUUGUUGUUCCGUCAGUCCGUGAGUAAUUUAUCACGGAACUCACGUUGUCAAUCGAAUGUCCUUUUUUGUCUAAAUACUUUGAUAGGGAGAACCGGGUGCGAUCGUUCUUUGCUUGUUUAUUUUCCCUCUCAAUACUGGAAGCAUUGUAGCAUAUAUAUUUUCACUGUUAUACAAUUUGAAGUUCUUAUUCAUUCAAGCGAAGUUUUAGUAUCA
This is a messenger RNA of Cornus florida, 4160 nucleotides long. Its product is annotated as cellulose synthase A catalytic subunit 3 [UDP-forming]. Gene Ontology annotation, biological process: plant-type primary cell wall biogenesis; cellulose biosynthetic process. NCBI's taxonomy places the organism in Eukaryota, Viridiplantae, Streptophyta, Magnoliopsida, Cornales, Cornaceae. Gene Ontology annotation, cellular component: plasma membrane; trans-Golgi network. The coding region runs from base 520 to 3771 and encodes 1083 amino acids. Gene Ontology annotation, molecular function: cellulose synthase (UDP-forming) activity. The transcript is spliced from 15 exons. The record is from RefSeq and is a predicted model, not a curated record.